AACCCGGGAAAACCGGACGGUAACCGAUCACCGGGCUGAAAAGCGCGGUUUGAUUGAAGAGAAUCGCACGCCUCUUUGUUCCAAUUUCCCAAUUCCGAAGCCCUAUUCUGGUUCAUCUUCUCCCACAAACAGAGGUUGCCGCGGCGGUCGAGAGUCGACAUCACCAGCUAGCCUCGUCGGCGUCAGUCGUCUCGCGCACUUCUCUCUGCCGCCUUUCCCCAGCUUACAUAGAGCCAAACCUUAAAAACCUCGCUUAUGGAAAGUAAAGGGCGGAGAAGUUCUAAACUGGAAUGUCUGUAGCGCAACGGCGGCGGGAGUGACCGCAGUGAGCUCAGUAGCCAGCGCCGCCGUCUUCUAUGAAUUGAAACGCAGAAAAACACAGAGCUGACAGAAAGUCGAAGAGGCAUCAGGGCAGAAAACUAAACCGGCCUGCCCCCAACCUAAUGCCAAAGAGAAUUCAGACGCUCUACUGAACACAUAAACAGCAUGCAUAGACAUCUAGGCAAAAUUCCCUUCUGGUCAUUUGCAAACUCCGUUUGUAGAUUGAAAUCCCAAGUUCAUCCGGUUGCUAAAUGUCAGGGACGAACACAACAAUCUAUUCACCAGUCGUGGUUCCCUCGUGCUUUCACCACUUCAUUUGUCUCAGAUGCAGAUUAUGAUUUUUCGGGUGAAGGAUUAAAAGUAAGGGAGCCCUUGCAGCAGCGAAUAGUUGAUUCACUUCACUCGGGAAAAAGAGACGAGGCAUCGAACUUUCUUGUCGACCUGGGCAAUGCGAACUUUUCUUUGGGUGUCAAUGAAUUCAUUGAUAUUCUUAAAUAUUGUGCACAGUCACCUGAUCCUCUGUUUGCCAUGGAGACUUGGGCAGUCAUGGAGAAAAAUAAUGUGACCCCAAACCAUAGGUGCUAUAUCCAUAUGGUGCAAGCGCUUUGUAGUGGAGGCUAUCUAAAGGAGGCAUCUAACUUGAUCGCUUAUGCUGGAGAGUGUAAUGAUGUCUACCCUGUUUUGACAUUGUAUAAUGUGCUGCUAAGAGCCUGCUCUAAAAUGCAAGAUUUAGUGCACGUUAAUGUCUGCUUAGAUUUGAUGGAACGUAGAAUGGUGGGGAAGAAUGAGACUACAUAUUUGGAACUUCUGGAGCUUGCAGUUUGGCAGAAAAAUAUGUAUGCAGUCCAUGAGAUCUGGAAUAAUUAUAUAAGACAUUAUACUCCUAGUAUAGUGGCUUUGCGGAAACUCAUUUGGUCCUUCGGAAGUUUGGGAGAAACACAGUCUGCCUGCAAAGCAUUGCAGUACAUGGUGAAUGUGGCCUUUGUAGGAUGGAAUAAGGUGAUCAGCUCUGGUGAAGAAAGCAACAUAUGGAGAGGCAAUUGCAAAGGACGCUAUUCUUCAAGAUUGGACAUUCCUGUCCCUUACAAUUGUGACCUGGUUUCACUGGACUUUGACUUCAAGCAAAAUAAGCAGUUGAUUCCUCUAUCAUCGGAUAAUGGCAGUGCUUUUGGUAAUGAAAGAGUUACGAGUAAUGGGUUCGUCAUAGAUCAGGAUGCCCCUGAAAUGAAAAUCCUGAAGUCCUCUUUUGAUGAGCUCAUUAAUGUCUGUGCUAAGACUCGAAAUAGUGGAUUGGCGAAGCAGUUAAUGUUGCAGGUACACAAUCAACUGGUGUCAUAUGCAUAGUUUCAUUUUGUCCCCCCAUUGUACUUCUGGUUUUACGGCCAUAAUACCAAAUUGUUCAGUGUGAGCUUGUAGGAUUUAAAUGUACUCGAACAAAUAUCGAUACUAGUCAUAGUUUCCUUUUGCUUUUUCUAAAGUCAAGGAGCCAAUUGAAUAUCCUGGAAUAGAAGUGAUGUUCCCUUGAUGAAUAAGUACAAGCUUUUGUUUUUUAAAAUCGGAUGAAUUAGUUUGGUAAAAGUUUAUUUCGAUGUAGUACCAUAGUAGAAGACUGUACGCAAAGAAAUCUUGGGAUCGUCUUCACGUAGCAUGCGUGGCUUCUUGCAAUGUGUUGUUCACUUUCUUGAUGUGCAUCUCUUGGGGUUAUCGGAACUUUUUGUGAUGGAACUGGCCGUCUGGAUACUGUAAGCAAAAAGAGGGAAAAUGUGUCAUGAAAGAUCAAAUGAGACGGCCUUUUUAGGAUUCUAUUGUCAUGUCUUUUUCCCAUCUUUCUGUAUUGUGGUUCUCGUGUUCAUUCUCCAUCAACUUUAUUUAAAUAAUGGGCAUCAUUAGUGUUUUUGGUACAUUGGUGUUGCAAAAGAUAGGGAUACAACCUUCAAGUCGUGCGUAUGAUGGAUUUGUUAGAGCACUUGUUCAUGGGGAAGGAUUGACCGAGGGCAUGAAUAUGUUAAAGCUAAUGCAACAGAGGAAUUUGAAGGCACACGACUCGACUCUUGCGACUCUCUCAAUUGCCUGCAGCAAAAAUUUUGAACUCGACCUGGCAGAGGAUUUGCUGAAUGAACUUUCUGCUUCUCCAUAUCCUUAUCCUUGUAAUGAAUUUCUCCAAGCCUGCGAUAGAUUGAAUCAACCUGAGCGUGCAUUGCGGAUGCUGGCUAAGAUGAAAAAGUUAAACCUUAAGCCUGAUAUCCGGACAUAUGAACUGCUCAUUUCCUUGUUUGGAAAUGCGAAUGCUCCAUAUGAAGAUGGGAACUUGUGGUCACAGAUGGGCUGUUUUAAAAGAAUAGAAGCUAUAGAGAAGGAUAUGGCUAAAAAUUGUGUGGAGCACAGUCAUACUUCAAUUAGAAACCUGCUGAAAGCACUUGGGGCAGAAGGGAUGAUUGAUGAACUAGUUCAACGUUUACGUUCUGCGGAAGACCUUUUUUUUCGUAACAAUAUUUAUUUGGGUACCCCAGUCUACAAUACGGCCCUACAUUCAUUGGUCAAAGCUAAGAAUAUCCAUUUGGCGAUGGAAAUAUUCAAAAAUAUGAGGUUGAGUGGUGUCGACCCGGAUGCUGAAACUUACAAUAUAAUGAUUGACUGUUCCAGUGUUAGUCAGUGUUUCAAGUCUGCUUUAUCAGUGCUCUGCUUGAUGUUGCGAGUUGGGUUUGAUCCUGUAGCUACUACCUACACAGUACUCAUGAAGAUUCUAAUGGAUAAUGAGGAUUUUGAUGAAGCUUUGAUUCUUUUGGAUCGCAUGGGGCUAGAAGGAAUUUCAGUUGAUGUACUGUUGUACAACACAGUUCUGGAUAACGCAUUCGCCAAGGGCAGAGUCGACAUUACUGAAUAUGUGGUUGAGCAUAUGCGAAGAAACAGAGUCCAACCAGAUCCAUCUACCUGUGCCGCUGUGUUCUCCACAUACGUGAGACGUCAGUUUAAUGACACAGCAUUGCAAGCAUUGACAGUGCUAAGCAUGCGGAUGAUGCUCCGUCAAGAAGACGCCGUGCUCGAAGAAUUGAAGGCAAAGUUCGCCGAUUUGGUCCUUUCUGAAGCCUCAGAACCCGAGUCGGAAAUACUCGAGCAUUUCACAACUUCGGAUGAGGACAUCCUCACUGUUGCCCUCUUGAAUCUACGAUGGUGUGCGAUCCUCGGUUCCCCGAUUUCUUGGUCACCCGACGAGACCCCAUGGGCAAGAAGGCUUGCCGCUGACUACGAUACCAGAAGGAUGCUUGUUUGACCGAUUCGAAGCCACAAUUUUUCUUCUUGACAGAUAAUAAAGCCGACCAAGUUCCAAUGCUCUGCACUGUAAUUGCAAUUUUUGUCAGCCAUAUUAGAAGGGAGCAACAGAGCAAGAAUUUUUCUGGUGGUACUACGCGGAUUGAAGAACAAAGGAUCAUCGAAAUAGGCUCGACAAUACGUCUAACAAGUUGUCAAAGCAUCGUCCCAGAUUAAGGAUUUUGCAGUACGCAGGGUUGUAUUCACAACCAUGAUAUAUCCACCAACAACCUUUCACGUUGUUUCCUCCAAGAUCGUCGCGGCCCUUUUCCCAGUUUCCGAACCCUUAAACAACGAAGUCUAUUUACACCUUUUAAUUCGAUUAUGUGCAAAGCAUCUUGUGAGACUGAAAUAUCCCACUGUGGGCUCUCGGCAAAAUCAGAAACAUCAAUACAAGCAGCAGGUAUAUCGACGCGGAAACGAUUCAACACAGCAAGCAUUGGAUUCAACUCAGUAUCUCGCAAUUUAGCGGGAGACAAACAGAUGGAUUGAAGGAAGGAAGAGGAAGGUUAUAAAGGUGUAAUGGAAGGGCUUGGCAAUGGCACACUACAACAGAGGGAGAAGCUAGUAGGGAGCGACGAGAUGGAAAGCCCUAACUCCUCUGUUUCAAUUCCCCUCAUUUUCCUAAUCUGAUUAGGAAUAGACCUUUCUACGCAAAUGUAUAGGUUUUUUUUUUUUUUUUUUUUGCUUCAAGGGAGGCCAGCAGCCAAAAAGGAGAGGUUACAGAGGGCUAUAAAGAAAGAGAUUGAGCAGGAGCCACAAUACUCCGCUCAAAACUAACACCCGAAAUGUCAUCCCUAAUAAUCGAAACUAGCCCGGAUGGUGAAUUACUCA
Molecule: messenger RNA, 4464 nt
Organism: Linum tenue
Lineage: Eukaryota; Viridiplantae; Streptophyta; Magnoliopsida; Malpighiales; Linaceae
Source: the annotation of a GenBank genome assembly